AGAGAUGGCAUCAUCUAACUUAAUUUAAAGUGUAGAAUAGAUAGGAGAAAAAGGAUAAGACAAGUAGUAGAAGGGGUUAAGUGGGAAGCGACAGAAGAGGAGAGUAAUUAGAGUAUGGGUUGUGGCGGAGUGCAGGUAUUGAUCUUAGUGUUUUUAUGGAACGUGUCAUUGGGAUUGGGAGGGUGCGAUAAGGCUCCGCUGGUGUUCGUCUUCGGCGAUUCCAACUCGGACACGGGUGGACUCGCCUCCGGACUCGGUUUCCCCAUCAAUCUUCCCAAUGGCCGCACCUUCUUCCGCAGAUCCACCGGCCGCUUGUCCGAUGGUCGCCUCGUCAUCGACUUACUCUGCCAAAGUUUGAAUGCAAGUUUGUUGGUACCAUACAUGGACGCUUUGUCUGGAUCAUCAUUCACAAAUGGGGCAAAUUUUGCAGUGGUGGGGUCCUCUACCCUCCCAAAAUAUGUUCCUUUCUCCCUAAAUAUACAGCUCAUGCAAUUCCAGCAUUUCAAAGCCCGUUCGCUUGAACUUGUUACCGCAGGUGCAAGAAAUUUGAUCAACGAUGAAGGCUUUCGGAGUGCACUCUACUUGAUUGAUAUUGGGCAAAACGACCUUGCUGAUUCAUUUGCCAAAAAUCAGUCAUAUGCCCAAGUCACCAGGAAGAUUCCAGCAUUUAUAACUGAAAUUGAGACUGCUGUUAGGAGUUUAUAUAAUCAAGGUGCAAGGAAGUUUUGGGUUCACAAUACCGGGCCAUUGGGUUGUCUUCCAAAAAUACUUGCACUGGCUAAGAAGAAGGAUCUGGAUUCAUUAGGAUGCCUUUCUAGUUAUAACUCUGCAGCAAGGUUGUUCAAUGAAGCGCUGCUUCAUUCGAGUCAGAAACUAAGAACUGAACUGAAGGAUGCUACUUUAGUCUAUGUUGAUAUUUAUGCCAUUAAACAUGAUCUCAUCACAAAUGCCGUGAAAUAUGGUUUCUCAAAUCCGUUGAUGGUGUGUUGCGGCUAUGGAGGGCCUCCUUACAAUUUUGACGUAAGGGUGACAUGUGGUCAACCUGGUUAUCAGGUUUGUAAUGAAGGGUCUCGCUAUGUGAGUUGGGAUGGAAUUCAUCACACUGAGGCUGCAAAUACGUUGAUAGCUUCUAGGAUACUUUCCAUGGCUUAUUCCACACCACGGACACCUUUUGAUUUCUUCUGCCACCACUGAUUAUGCACCUUGUUUGUUUACCAUGUUUGUACUUCUCCAAGAACUGAGUUUGUCAUGUUGUCACGCCCACGCUGAAGCUCUAAAAAAUUAGAGCCAGUUGGGCUGUAACUGACCUAUGUUGCAGGAAAUUGGUUUUUAUUUCCCAACUGGGAUGUAUUUUGUAUUAUUAUGUAAACAAUUAAGACGCAAAUGAAUGCAUUUUUGGCUAUGACAU
Cajanus cajan (pigeon pea) is the source of this 1408-nucleotide messenger RNA. RefSeq names its product GDSL esterase/lipase At1g09390. Gene Ontology annotation, cellular component: chloroplast stroma. The record is from RefSeq and is a predicted model, not a curated record. Gene Ontology annotation, molecular function: hydrolase activity, acting on ester bonds. Lineage: Eukaryota; Viridiplantae; Streptophyta; Magnoliopsida; Fabales; Fabaceae.